Molecule: messenger RNA, 1054 nt
Organism: Umbelopsis ramanniana AG
Lineage: Eukaryota; Fungi; Mucoromycota; Umbelopsidomycetes; Umbelopsidales; Umbelopsidaceae
Exons: 4
Coding region: 137-598 (153 amino acids)
Biological process (GO): removal of superoxide radicals
Molecular function (GO): superoxide dismutase activity; copper ion binding
Source: RefSeq, a predicted model, not a curated record
GAUUCAUCAUCCACGGCUGCAAAAACGCCGAUUCAGGGUGAGUGACGUAAACCCCCAGCAAAAUUGCUGCAUCGCAUAUAAGUUGGCGCGGUUAAAGUGGUCUUAUACUUCUCUUUACACUUUAAAAACAUUAAAAAUGGUCAAGGCUGUUGCUGUUAUUCGCGGAGACUCUCCCGUCACUGGUACUAUCACUUUCACUCAAGAAAGCGAAUCUGCCCCCACCUUCAUUGAAGCUUCUGUUUCUGGUUUGACACCUGGAAAGCACGGUUUCCACGUUCACGAGUUCGGUGACAACACUAACGGAUGUACUUCCUCUGGUUCUCACUUCAACCCCUUCGGCCAGACUCACGGUGCUCCCGAAGACUCUGUUCGCCACGUUGGUGAUCUUGGUAACGUUGUUGCUGACGCCGAAGGCAAGGCUUCUCUCAAGAUCCAAGACAAUAUGGUCAAGCUUAUUGGACCCCAGUCCGUUAUUGGACGCACUGUUGUCGUUCACGGUGGUGAAGACGAUCUCGGUAAGGGUGGCCAUGAGCUCUCCAAGACCACUGGUAACGCUGGUGAUCGUUGGGCCUGCGGUGUCAUCGGUGUCACCAAAUAAGCGAUAUCCUACCUAUGCAAUUGAACUUAUGAGUAUAGUACGAAUGAUUAGUGUUUUGGAGUAAAAGUUGUAGAGUUGGUUGAAGUAAAUACGAAGAAAAAAUAAGGAAACAAUUGCACUGGUUGUAAUAUGCAGCAUAUGACACUCAAGAAAAUUUUAUAAUUGUUUAAUUCGUUCGCGUUGAGGUUGUAGUUCGUUUCCAAAUGUAUGAAUGUGAAGAUCGAGCUUACCUUUGAUUCCAAGUCGAUCGCCUGUAUUUCAGAUCUCUUCGGCUAUCAUAGUAGUGCACCGUCAUCAAAGAAAUAAAGUGUAGCGGGCUCUCAUUCUAAAAGGCGACACCUUACAUUAUUACCUCAGCUACAACUCCAAACCUGGGCAUGCGCAAGUUGCAAUUCACUUCUUAGAUUCCUCAAUCUAUGCCAAGGCAAGCGCAAAUACGAAUUCACCGAAGUCGAG